Messenger RNA from Arthroderma uncinatum, 414 nucleotides. RefSeq lists its product as uncharacterized. The transcript has 3 exons. NCBI's taxonomy places the organism in Eukaryota, Fungi, Ascomycota, Eurotiomycetes, Onygenales, Arthrodermataceae. The record is from RefSeq and is a predicted model, not a curated record. The coding region runs from base 1 to 414 and encodes 137 amino acids. Gene Ontology annotation, molecular function: structural constituent of ribosome. Gene Ontology annotation, biological process: mitochondrial translation. Gene Ontology annotation, cellular component: mitochondrial large ribosomal subunit.
AUGUCUGUCAAAGGGAUUAUCUCACUGGCCUCCAGCCGAAACGGCGUCGGAGCAUUCAUCUUACAGUGCAAGCGACUCGACUUUCACUACUGCGACUGGGCAGGCAGUUCCAAGGGCAUGAACUCCUUCAUCCGCGAAUUGCUUCCCGAGUUCGCUAGACGGAACCCCCAAGUCGAAAUCCGCAUCUCUCCCCGUCCACACAAACACCCCGUUAUCAAGGGCCACUAUAUCAACGGCCGCGAGAAGGCAAUCUGCGUACGAAAUCUUGAAGUACACGAAGUUCUCCAGAAAGCAAACCUGCUGAGGGAAGCCAGCGGAGAAAAGCUACGACGCACAACGAAGCCUGUUCUCAGUACGAACGAGAGUGUCAGAGGUAUCUGGUCUCCUUACCACGGAGACAUGAAGAAGAUAUAA